AUGUUUUCUCUCCCAGACUUCUCAGAUCGUAUCAGUAAGAACAAAAGAGUGGGCUAUGAGUCGGGAGAAUAUGAGAUUUUGGCGGAGGGCUGUGGGGUGAAGGAAACCCCCCAGCAGAAGUACCAGCGACUGGUUAAUGAGAUCCAGGAACUCAGUCAGGAGGUGGAGACCAUCCAGGCGACCACACGGGACAGCAGUUCAGAGGAGCGUCUGACUCCUGUCGUCCUCGCUCAGCAGGCUGCACAGCUCAAACAGCAGCUGGUCUCUGCCCACCUGGACUCACUGCUGGGACCACAGGCACAUAUUAAUCUAGCUGACCCAGAUGGAGCACUGGCCAAACGCCUGUUAACCCAGCUGGAGGCAGUGAGGGCCAGUAGGGGCAGUACAGGGGAGGGGAAGGCCCCAGCAGCUAAAGGUCCUGACGGUGUGGUGUUGUAUGAGCUACACAGCCGGCCAGAGCAGGAGAAGUUCACAGACGCUGCCAAGAUGGCAGAGUUGGAGAAGCGUCUUUCAGAGCUGGAGACUGCUGUGGGUUCUGGAUCAGACAAACCGGGACCUCUGAGUGCUGGGGUGCAGGGAGGCAGUCUCAUGGACACUAUGGAGCUUCUUCAGGCGAGGGUCAGUGCUCUGGACUCAGCCACUCUGGACCAGGUGGAAGCCAGGCUGCAGCGCGUCCUUGGAAAGAUGAAUGAGAUUGCGAAGCACAAAGCAACCAUUGAAGAUGCUGGCACACAGAACAAGGUUAUCCCUGUGGCCAGGAGGUUUUCUAACCACCAGGAGAACUACUCGGCCCAACAGUAG
This is a messenger RNA of Oncorhynchus masou masou (cherry salmon), 801 nucleotides long. RefSeq names its product dynactin subunit 2-like. The transcript is spliced from 8 exons. NCBI's taxonomy places the organism in Eukaryota, Metazoa, Chordata, Actinopteri, Salmoniformes, Salmonidae. Gene Ontology annotation, biological process: mitotic spindle organization. The coding region runs from base 1 to 801 and encodes 266 amino acids. Gene Ontology annotation, cellular component: centrosome; cytoplasm; dynactin complex. The record is from RefSeq and is a predicted model, not a curated record.